Molecule: messenger RNA, 951 nt
Organism: Wallemia ichthyophaga EXF-994
Lineage: Eukaryota; Fungi; Basidiomycota; Wallemiomycetes; Wallemiales; Wallemiaceae
Exons: 5
Coding region: 1-951 (316 amino acids)
Biological process (GO): regulation of peroxisome size; peroxisome fission
Cellular component (GO): peroxisomal membrane
Source: RefSeq, a predicted model, not a curated record
AUGGUGCGCACACCUAGCUACUUACCAGCCAAUCCGUGGAUCGAGCAGGCACAGAGACACGGCAUCCCUCUCUCCAAUUCAGGUAAACUGUUACAGGCCGCUAUGCCGAAGCGUAUGCGCGUGUCUACGAGUCAGAUCAUCGAUAGACUCUUAGCAACAGAUUCCGGUAGAGAUAAGAUCUUUAAAAUCAUUCAGUACUCCAUCAAACUGUACUUAUGGCGUAGUAAAAGCAAUCCAUACAUAAGCAGCCAGGCAAAAGAAUGGUUGCCGUACCUCAAGAACUGUGCAUCGGGGCUAUCAACGACGAGAAAGUGUCUUAUUCUCUUCGCAUGGAGGAGAGCCAUCCCAGAUCUCUACACGAUGCUCAGAGAACCCAAGCAGCCAUCACCAAAUUUGCUUGAAGGCGUUAGACGUCGACUCACGUUGUUUUCAGCAGUGAUACAAAUCCCCAACUCAAUCUCUGACGACUUGUACUGCGCAUCGCGUCUGGGUCUAGUCGGUACCAAGAUGGGCGCCGUUGCUGAGAAAUACGGUGCUAUGUUGUGGUGGACUGAUACGUUCCUCCAGCUCAACGUCAGUGCUAUCAGUGAAUCUCACAAUAGAGCUCAGCUUAAAAAGCUGCAAUCAAGGCAGGAAUAUUUGCAGCAAUGUCUUGAUGAUCUCACUCACGGUGACACCCUCAAGCCGGAAUAUGCAAUCAGUGACGAUACUCUAGGCGCAUUUUUGCGCACUGAUGCCGAUAUUCGUAAGGUUCAAACGGGUCAGUCGUGGGCGAGACUGUCUGCAUUCAAGUUGAUGUGUGACUUUGUUUUCGUUUCCUACGAUGUAUUCGGAUUUAAGAAAGGCAAGGAGGGCACACAAGCAAUUGUCGGACUCACAGCUGGUCUGCUCAGUUCAUUGAAGUUGUGGGACAAACACUACAAUAGUCUAGCCAAGCCACCUUCAAUGUGA